Messenger RNA from Impatiens glandulifera, 4536 nucleotides. RefSeq names its product pre-mRNA-splicing factor ATP-dependent RNA helicase DEAH7. NCBI's taxonomy places the organism in Eukaryota, Viridiplantae, Streptophyta, Magnoliopsida, Ericales, Balsaminaceae. The transcript is spliced from 18 exons. Gene Ontology annotation, molecular function: ATP binding; RNA binding. The record is from RefSeq and is a predicted model, not a curated record. Gene Ontology annotation, biological process: mRNA splicing, via spliceosome. Gene Ontology annotation, cellular component: intracellular anatomical structure; spliceosomal complex. The coding region runs from base 420 to 4364 and encodes 1314 amino acids.
AAAGCCCCCCACAACUCCUGUCCGGUCCCUACUCCGACUCUCCUUCUCUCCCGAGAACGAAUCCCGCCCGGCUCCGGUAAUACCUUGGUGCCUGCUCCGACCACCGUUGCUUCCAGUCGUCCACCUUCUGCUUCCUCCUACUUCUUUGAGCUGCCAAUUGUCCAGUCUCCAGAGAAAAAAGUGGCUUAGGGUAGCUCUGGACUUCACACAAGUCACAACAGAGGUACACUUGAACCCAUUUAUUCAAGUCAAGCACAAACAGCAGUGCUGAUACUACUGAUUUGUCAUGAAAGAUUUCAAACGAAAAGAAUGAUUCUUGACUGAGACUGGAAUUGAAUUGCAUGUUUGUUGCCUGUUGAAAUAUAAGUCUUGGGUACCUUAGGCUGACCAAUUGAGCAAUCACAGCCAGUCGAAAGGGUAUGGAAGAAGAAACUAAAACACAAAUUACCAUGGAGCCAGUUGAUUUGGAGAAGACCACGAUGAUGCUAGAGCCAGAGAAAGGAGGAGGUGGUGGAUUAUUUAUCCCUGGAAAGGAUAGGAUGAUGUUCAAAGCUCCUGAAAGGAAAUCUCUUCUAGGACUAGACAUCCUUGCGAGUGAAAAACGAAGUGGAUCCAAUGUAGAUGGUGUGUUCAAGGUUCCAAGAGUUGCCUCAAUGGCAUUAUCAACUGAAGAAGAGGAGUACACUCCAUCUACCAUCUCAGAUAUCAGCAUUGCUAGUAAUGCACAUAAUGCUACUGGAAGGAAAUAUCGAGAAUCUACAAAGCGAGCAUCCAUAUCAGAUAGUCCUUCCAUUGAAAGUGAAGUUGUUGAUACUCCUGUUUCCCACCGUAAUUCAAACGCAUACAACACUUUUGAGAAGACUAGAGCUUCACCAGUUCGAAAAUCAUCUGGAACCAGGGAUCCUAGGGAUGAUUCAGAUGACCAAAUACGUAAUGAAGAGGAAAGGCACAGAGACCGACGGGAUCGGGACCGAAGGGAUGAGAAAGUCUGGGAUAGAAGGGACUACAAAGAUUGGGAAAGGAGGGAUGAUAGAGUUCGUGAUAGAAGUAAUGACAGAUAUCAGGUUAAAAGUGAUCGUGACAGGAAGGACGAUAGAGAUCGUGACAGGAGAGACGAAAGACAUGGGAACCGAAGGGAUGAGAGAGAUUGGGGACAUGCAAGAAAGUAUAGCAGAGAGGAAGGUUCAAGGAGGACACCUGUUAGAUCUGAUUGGGAUGAUGGAAGGUGGGAAUGGGAAGAUACACCACAUCGGGAUACUCAAUCAAAUGGAAGCAGGUCACAUCAUUCUUCACCAGCUCCAAUGUUAAUUGGGGUAUCUCCUGAUGCACGAUUAGUUUCUCCUUGGAUGGGUGGCAAUACUCCCCAUUUUGCUUCACCUUGGGACACCAUAUCACCAUCACCUGUUCCUGUACGAGCAUCUGGAUCCUCUGUCAGAUCAUCUAAUUCUCGAUCCAUUGGAAGGGGUCACAAGCAUACAUUUUCUGUCGAAAGAUCUCAUCUGUCUGAGGACAGAGAAGUUGAAAGAGGCAAUGAAGUGGAAGUUGAUGCUGAGAUCACUGAGAGUAUGAGGCUUGAGAUGGAGUACAAUUCUGAUCGUGCAUGGUAUGAUAGAGAAGAAGGUAAUACCACAUUUGAUGCAGAUACCUCGUCUGUUUUUCUGGGCGAUGAGUCUUCUUUCCAGAAAAAGGAGGCUGAGCUGGCUAAACGACUGGUUAGAAGAGAUGGAACAAAUAUGAGUCUAGCGCAGAGCAAGAAGCUAUCACAGCUAACUGCUGACAACGCUCAGUGGGAGGAUAGACAACUUUUGAGAUCUGGUGCUGUUAGAGGAACUGAAGUGCAGACAGAAUUUGACAAUGAAGAAGAAAAGAAAGUAAUUCUACUUGUACAUGAUACAAAGCCCCCUUUUCUGGAUGGGAGGAUUGUAUUCACCAAGCAAGCAGAGCCAAUAAUGCCAAUUAAAGAUCCCACUUCAGACAUGGCAAUAAUUUCUAGAAAAGGUUCAACUCUUGUCCGAGAGAUACGUGAGAAGCAAAGUAUGAAUAAAUCUCGGCAGCGCUUUUGGGAGCUUGCUGGGUCAAAACUAGGUGACAUACUUGGUGUUGAGAAGACAGCAGACCAGGUUGAUGCAGAUACUGCUGUAGUAGGUGAAGAAGGUGAAGUGGAUUUCAAGGAAGAAGCCAAAUUCGCUCAGCAUUUGAAAAAGGGGGUUGAAGCUGUGAGCGAUUUUGCUAAGUCAAAAACUCUUUCUCAACAGCGGCAAUACCUUCCUAUAUUUUCUGUUCGAGAUGAGUUAUUACAGGUGAUCCGUGAGAAUCAGGUGGCCGUUGUUGUUGGUGAAACAGGAUCCGGAAAGACAACCCAGCUUACCCAGUAUCUGCAUGAAGAUGGUUACACAAACUAUGGAAUUGUUGGUUGCACUCAACCUAGGCGUGUAGCUGCUAUGAGUGUUGCCAAGCGAGUCAGUGAAGAGAUGGAGACUGAACUGGGUAAUCUAGUUGGAUAUGCCAUUAGAUUUGAGGAUGUGACUGGUCCAAACACUGUGAUCAAGUACAUGACUGAUGGGGUUCUCCUCCGAGAGACUUUGAAAGAUUCCGAUCUCGACAAGUAUAGUGUUGUUGUGAUGGAUGAAGCACAUGAGAGGUCGCUAAACACAGAUGUCCUCUUUGGCAUUCUGAAGAAAGUCGUCGCAAGGCGUCGGGAUUUUAAGCUUAUUGUCACAUCUGCAACACUAAAUGCUCAGAAGUUCUCAAAUUUCUUUGGAAGCGUCCCAAUUUUUCACAUCCCAGGAAGAACAUUCCCCGUAAACACCUUAUACAGUAAAACACCAUGCGAAGAUUACGUCGAAGCGGCAGUAAAACAAGUCAUGACCAUACACAUUACCAGCCCCGCUGGAGACAUACUCAUAUUCAUGACAGGCCAAGAUGAGAUUGAAGCAACCUGUUACGCCCUCACAGAGCGAAUGGAACAGCUGGCUUCAUCAUCCAAACAAGAUGUCCCAAAACUACUCAUACUCCCCAUCUAUUCCCAACUCCCAGCCGACUUACAAGCAAAAAUCUUCGAAAAAGCUGAAGAAGGAGCUCGAAAAUGCAUAGUUGCAACCAACAUUGCCGAAACAUCACUAACCGUAGACGGUAUCUAUUACGUAAUUGAUACAGGUUACGGAAAAAUGAAGGUUUACAAUCCCCGAAUGGGAAUGGACGCACUACAAGUCUUCCCGAUAAGCAAAGCUGCAGCUGAUCAACGAGCUGGUCGUGCAGGUAGAACAGGUCCUGGGACUUGCUAUCGUCUCUACACAGAAAACGCGUAUCUAAACGAGAUGUUGCCUAGUCCUGUUCCCGAGAUUCAAAGAACAAAUCUUGGGAAUGUCGUUUUACUUCUAAAAUCGUUGAAGAUUGAAAAUCUAUUAGAUUUCGACUUCAUGGAUCCCCCUCCUCAAGAGAAUAUUCUCAACUCGAUGUACCAGUUAUGGGUUCUAGCCGCACUUAAUAAUGUCGGAGGACUAACCGAUCUUGGAUGGAAAAUGGUUGAGUUCCCGUUAGAUCCACCGCUAGCGAAAAUGCUAUUGAUGGGCGAACAACUCGAAUGCUUAAACGAGGUUCUAACCGUGGUUUCCAUGCUUUCGGUCCCAUCGGUUUUCUUCCGACCAAAAGACCGAGCCGAAGAGAGCGACGCUGCUAGGGAAAAGUUCUUUGUCCCGGAAUCAGACCACUUAACGUUGCUAAACGUUUACCAACAAUGGAAAUCGAAUCAAUACAGAGGAGAUUGGUGUAAUGACCAUUAUCUUCACGUGAAAGGUUUACGUAAAGCUAGGGAAGUGAGGUCCCAACUUCUGGACAUUCUAAAAACAUUGAAAAUCCCGUUAACUUCGUGUGGGCCCGAUUGGGAUAUCGUGAGGAAAGCGAUAUGUUCGGCUUACUUUCAUAACGCGGCCAGGCUUAAAGGUGUCGGGGAAUACGUUAACUGCCGGAAUGGGAUGCCUUGCCAUUUGCAUCCGAGCAGUGCGCUUUACGGGCUGGGUUAUACGCCUGAUUACGUUGUUUACCACGAGUUGAUAUUGACUACGAAGGAGUAUAUGCAGUGUGCAACCGCGGUUGAGGCUCAUUGGCUGGCAGAGCAAGGGCCAAUGUUUUUCUCGGUUAAGGAUUCGGAUACUUCGAUGUUGGAGCAUAAGAAGAAGCAGAAAGAGGAGAAAACUGCCAUGGAAGAGGAGAUGGAGAAUUUGAGGAAGGUUCAAGUUGAGGAAGAGAGGAAGGGGAUGGAGAAGGAGAAGGCGAAGAGGGAAAAGCAACAGCAGAGGGUUUCUAUGCCUGGUUUGAAGCAAGGUUCUUCAACUUACUUGAGGCCUAAGAAAUUUGGAUUGUGAAUUUUUCUUAUGAAAUAACAAAGUUUAGUUCACGAAUGUAUGCAUGCAAAAUCAAGGCAAAGAAAUUGUGUAUUAUUAUUAUGAUGUAUUCUUCUGUUCUGUAAUCUGUGCCAAGUUGCAGCAUAAACCAAAAUUGUAACUUCAUAUGGAAAGGAAUAAUGUCCUUUGUUUC